Bathycoccus prasinos is the source of this 450-nucleotide messenger RNA. RefSeq lists its product with no specific name. The record is from RefSeq and is a predicted model, not a curated record. Lineage: Eukaryota; Viridiplantae; Chlorophyta; Mamiellophyceae; Mamiellales; Bathycoccaceae. Bases 1 to 450 code for a protein of 149 amino acids. The transcript has a single exon.
AUGCACAAAAGAGAUAUCGUCCGGUUGUACACACAAACCAAAGAUAUGAAGCUCCCGUUCCAUAUCGUUUCGCAAAGUCAACGCCUGGUCUUCGCGAGCUUCCUCAACGCCGUCAUCGACAUUCCAAUCCUAAACGAAGCCACGGAACAAAUUAUUUUCAUGAAAGCGGUGGAUGUCAUCGCGGACGCGAUCGAACGUCAGUUGGAAAAGAUGGGGAGCAAAGCCUUCUUCGAAGGCGUGACGGACGCCGGCGAGUCGAGAGUCGACGUGUGGGUGGUCGCCACGGCGACGAAGAUUAACGAGAAAAUAGAUAUUCCAGUUUUGAACGAAAAGCAAGAGCAAGAGGCGAUCGAGUUCGUGUUACACGCCAUGGCGGAAAGAUUUUUGGCCAGUCAAGGGAAAACCAUCGCCGAGAAGAAGGGGAAAGGGAAGAUGUUUGGUUUCAUCUGA